This is a messenger RNA of Apus apus (common swift), 3811 nucleotides long. RefSeq names its product Rho guanine nucleotide exchange factor 33 (gene ARHGEF33). Bases 173 to 2608 code for a protein of 811 amino acids. The transcript is spliced from 16 exons. The record is from RefSeq and is a predicted model, not a curated record. Gene Ontology annotation, molecular function: guanyl-nucleotide exchange factor activity. Lineage: Eukaryota; Metazoa; Chordata; Aves; Apodiformes; Apodidae.
GGCAACUGUCAGUGCUGAAGAAUCUUCAGCUAGCCUGGGGGUUCAGACCAGCUGACCUAUCGCAGGGCUCACAUGUGAGCAGCUCUAAGCCAUGGGAUGUUCCCAGUGACCAGCCAGAACCCUCCAGAGUGAGGACAGGAGUCCCUGCAAGGACGCACAUCCUAUAGCAGCCAUGGACUCAAACAAACAAGAAGGAGGGACUGAAAGUGUGCCCGUGAGUACCCCGGCAACACAGAUUUCCCAGUUGCAGGCGUUAGCCUCUGAGCUGAAGGCAGGUUUCACAGAAGCGAUGCAGGAGCUGUCACGAAUCCAGCAUGGCGAGUAUGCCCUGGAGGAGAAGGUCAAGAGCUGCCGCUGUGCCAUGGAGGAGAAGGUGGCUGAGAUGAAGAAUUCCCUCAAUACGUUCAAGGAGGAGCUCAGUGAUGCAAAGUCGAUGAUUGAAGAAAUCAGUGCCAAGCAGGAAGAAAUGCAACAGAAAAUUGAGCAGCUGCAGCAAGAGAAGCGCCGGGAAUCACGGAAAGUGAAAGCUAAGAGAGCACAGAAGGAUGAUCAUGGGUCACAGACAGUGCCUACACCUCUCCAGGGCAGCCCGUUUCGAUCCAUUAAUCUCCCAGAACCUGUGCUGAUCAAUGAGGAUUUUACAAGUCUUUUACACAACGUGACUUACGAAAAAGUGUCUGACACCAGGAUCAUGCCAAUGGGAGAAGGAAGUGUGAAAGUCAUAGCAGGUCCAGGAGCAACCACAGAGACAGACGACAGCCUCAAGCCUUCCUUGGCAACAGAGGGGCAGUCGAAAGUGCAUCUGCCAUCAACAGUGUGGAAGCAGCCCAAGGACACCAAGGACUGGGGAGAUGAAUACAUUUCCAAAGAGCAGCCAGAGAGAGGGAAGGACAUGGGCCAAAGCAGAUACAGCUCAUCAGACAAUAUAAUAUGUGAACCCUCUUUGGCUGCCAAAAGACAGAACAUCGCCUUGGAGCUGCUGGAGUCAGAAAGGAAAUAUGUCAUCAACCUUUCUCUAAUACUGAAGAUCAAGGCCACGUUGCAAGGGCCAGAUGUGAAAAGGAGCACCAAAGAGAGAAGUUUCUUCCCCAACUCCUUGAGGUACCUGGUCCAGCAACAUGUCGAUUUACUUCACGCUCUACAGGAGCGAGUCUUGAGCUGGCCACGACAAGGGAUCCUAGGAGACAUCUUCCUGAAGUUAACAAAUGAUGAGAAUAAUUUCCUGGACUACUAUGUUGCUUACCUGAGGGACCUGCCAGAAUGCAUCUCUCUGAUCCAUGUGGUGAUCCUGAAGGAGGUAGAAGAAGAAAUCAAGUCUGAUCUCUACAUUCUGUUCUUCCAUAUAGUCCAGCGAAUCCCUGAAUAUCUUAUUCAUCUACAGAAUGUCCUGAAGUUCACGGAGCAAGAGCAUCCUGAUUAUUACCUGCUGCUAGUGUGUGUGCAGCGCCUUCGGGUUUUCAUCUCACACUAUAGCCUCCUCUUCCAAUGCAAUGAAGACCUGCUUAUUCAGAAGAGGAAAAAGCUGAAGAACACGACGAUGGAUUUCUCCUCCCUCAGGUCAUCCCUGGUGAAACUGUACAAAGGUCUCACCUCCCAGUGUACGAGUCAAGAGGUUUCCCCAACACCCAGUGCGACAUCUAUCCGGGACAGCGGGAUCCACUCUGAAGAGACAAUCCAGUCAUUUCCACCAGCACCUUCCUCUGGGACAACCACCCCGCAUUUGAUGCCCCAGAUGAAGAAGCCCCAGCCAACUGUGAUAGAGAACAUCCAGGCUGUAAAGCCCCCUGACUGGGAAAUGGAAAGUAGAAAACUUGAGAGGCCAGAGAACAUCCUUGCAUCCUCCCAGCUCACAGAGCAGGAAAUCAAGGCUCUGACGGCCCCCUUACAAUCCAUCCCUGAAAUGGAGUAUGAAGCACCACCAGCUGAUGCAGUGGGGAACCCCGAGAGAGCCAUCAGGACCUCUGUGGAGCUGCUGCAGGAUGCGAGGAACUUUGCACCGAGCUAUGAAGAGUUUGACUACCCUGGGGAGGUUUUUACCCUGCCAGGCCCCUACGAAGAUGAUGCCUUCCAAAACCUUGCUCUCUUUGAGAAUUGCUCCCCGGCUUCUUCCGAGUCCAGCUUAGACAUUUGCUUUCUUAGGCCUGUUAACUUCACAUCAGAACCAGAGAGGACAGAUCAUGCCUUACAGCCAUUGCCUAAGAGCUGCACUCCAGUAAGCAGCAGUACUUACAAGCGUGAGAUGUUCCACAGCAAAGGCAAGCAGCUGAGCAGGUCCCUGAAGGAGCUGCCAAGGAGCGCUGAGGGCAUGAGCACCAGACUCUACAGCACACGGAGCAGCAGCGGGAGCCGGCUGCAGCAAAAGCAGGAGAGGAAUGUCCAGCCUCACAUGAUCUCAGCCUCAUCUCGAAGCUCCCAGAGGAGCUACUUCCCCCCACAGAGAGGAGCGGGUGAAAAACAGAGCUUUUUGGAAGAGCUCCAUGCAGAAGACAACACCAGGUUCUGCCAGAAGGAUGACAAUGAGCAAACAUCCUUCAGCGACCACAACCCACGGCACGAGCCCAAGGGGGGUUUCCGGAGCUCCUUCCGCAAGCUCUUCAAAAAGAAAUAAACAGCCCCAAGAAAGGCAGGCCACAGCCUAAGUGCGACAGUGCUUCCCCAGGCCCCUGAGGGUGGAGACAGACAGCGAGGCCCCAAGAUCCCCCCUGACUAACACAGUAGGUGGAGGGGUGGGGGAGAGGAGACUGUCACAACUGCCUUACAAACGCAUCCUGCUCUUCCUAGCACAGGGCAGGGCCAGGCUAUGGGUUGAAAGGGAGCUCAGCCAGCAGGUCCAGUAAGCACAGGAACUUGCUAGCUUUCACCCCCGCCUGACUUUAACCUUCCUCAGUUUUGGAAAGCUUUGGCCAAAUCCCACUAUCUUCUCCUCCCCCUCAUCCCCUAAUGCUGCUUGAUUUGCCAUACAUCUUUGCUCUUCUGAAUUCAAGCCAGGUCUAAUCUGGGCUUACCCACAAUGGAUGGGCUACCUUUGCAGCCUUGGCGUCCUGGUCAGAAGCCUGAAAUUCCCCUUUUCUCCACUUUCCAAAUUAAAACCACCAUCAAAGAUGUUUUCCAGGAGGCCAGCUCGCAUUACACCCUGCUGGUUUAAGAAGAUCUAAGAAGCAUCAGCUGGAGCACCUGGGCUUCGUACUGCUUAAUCAGCAGCUUCCUUUCUUUUGGACUUCCAUCACUCCCCAAAAUCCUCCUUCACCUUCCAUGUGGUGUGCUGUUUCUUGAAUUGCCUCCUGCUGUGGACUCUCUGCUCCUGCCGUUGGAAUUGCCUGUGUCUCCAAGCAGGUGAUGUAGGCUGAGUUCAAGGCCUGCCACAAGAGACAGAGACUCUUCUCCACGCUGUCCCCACAGUGGAUCGAUGCAGACGCUAACACAGUCAAACCAGUGUCCUGGCUCCUGGUCUGUGUUAUACCUGAAAUACUCUUUCCUAAUUCUCUUUGGCCUGACACCACCUUAAAAGCCCCAUCAUGCGCAGCACCCUGCUUUGGAGCAUUCUUCUAGCCAAAACUGAGGCACUACGGCAGGAAAGGCGAUGGUGCCAUACGCUCAAAGUCACAACUUCUCCUUGUGGACAGACGAAAAAUAUCCUUUAUCACAAAGUUUUCCCCACAUUUCAAGAAAUUGAGGAAACAAAACUCCAGAGAUUAAAAUGUUUUAGCUGAUACCUGCCCUACAGAUUUUACUGGACCCAAGCCCCAAAACAGUUCCCAAAAAUCCACUUCUCCUUACAAAAAGUAUCAUCGUCCCCUCACCCAACAGCUUU